Messenger RNA from Girardinichthys multiradiatus, 3723 nucleotides. RefSeq lists its product as uncharacterized. NCBI's taxonomy places the organism in Eukaryota, Metazoa, Chordata, Actinopteri, Cyprinodontiformes, Goodeidae. The record is from RefSeq and is a predicted model, not a curated record. Bases 193 to 1182 code for a protein of 329 amino acids. The transcript is spliced from 7 exons.
CCUAGAUAUCUGUGAAGUAAGGACACAGGAUAAAGGCGGUGAAAACGUUACUUUUUAGGUGUUUUAACAUAAUGGUUUUAUAAGUGAAAGAAAAUCAGCAACGGCAGACAUAGCAAACGGAAAAUUUGAUUUAAGUUCAAGUUUGCACUUGUAGUUUUCCAAGAAUUUUUGUUUUCUCGAAGUUCUUGAAAUAUGCAAAACUACGCAGACGUUUUGAAGGACUUUGUAGAGAGGCAUGCCACUGGCCUUACAGUCGCUGCUGUUACAGGAAUAGGGAUUCUAGGUUUGCGAAGAUGGAUGGCAGGAGGAGUGUGUCGGAGCAAGGCCAGGCUGGAUGGCAAAACAGUCCUAAUUACAGGAGCUAACACUGGCAUUGGAAAGGAGACGGCCAUGGAUAUGGCUCAGAGAGGUGCCAGGGUGAUCAUGGCCUGCAGAGACAUUCCCAAAGCCUACAGUGCAGCAGAUGAGAUUCGUCAAAAGACUGGGAACAAUAACAUUUUGGUAAAGAGACUGGACCUCGCUUCGCUGAAGUCUGUCAGGGACCUGACCAAGUAUGUCCAGGAGAAUGAGAAACGCCUGGACAUCCUUAUUAACAAUGCAGGUAUCAUGAUGUGUCCUAAGUGGGUGACUGAAGAUGGCUUUGAAAUGCAGUUUGGUGUCAACCACUUGGGGCAUUUUCUCCUCACAAACUCUCUUCUCGACAUGCUGAAAAAGUCAGCUCCAAGUCGUGUUGUUGUUGUUGCAAGCGUUGCACACGUGACAGGUCGCAUACACUUUGAUGACAUUAACCUAGAUAAAAACUAUGAUAAUUUGGUAAGCUAUAGGCAAAGCAAGCUGGCAAACAUUCUGUUCACCAGGGAACUGGCUGCAAGAUUACAAGGCACCGGUGUGACAGUGUACAGCCUUCACCCUGGAUUCAUUCGCACAGAGUUAGUUCGCCAUUUAUUCCCCCACUGGGCUUGGUGGAAGAAGAUGAUAGCCUCAGUCUUGAUGAUGAUUGUCAAAAGUCCCUGGGAAGGAGCCCAAACCAGCAUCUACUGCGCAGUGGAGGAGAGUCUGACAAACGAGACCGGCCUCUACUACAGUGACUGUGCUCGCAAAAAGCCUGCAGCUGAAGCUCUGGAUGAUGCUGCUGCCAAGAGGUUGUGGGACCUUAGUGCCUCCAUGGUUGGUCUUGCCUAACAUGGCCUCUAUGCUUCUAUAACCACUUCCUUCCAGUGGUGUUGGUAUCCUCGUUUACAUGAGUGAACAAAGGGCUUUAAUUCAUUAUAAUGUUUUAAUCACUGAAGGGUAUUUUAUUAAUUAAUAUUUUUCACAUGCUUAUAUACUGAAGCACUUUGAUGCUUUUAGCACAAUUAUUUGCACUAUUUACUUUUAUCCCAAUGUAGUCACACUUGUUAUAAAGAAGUGCUAAGCUUUUUUUUAUAUAACACUUUGUACACUUCAUGAUUGUUUUCUUUAAUUGUACCAGGGGUGUAAGAGUACAUGUAUUUGUCCCAAACUGUCACAAUCUGAUGUAUGCACUCAGAAAAAAAACAAAAAACUUCAGUUACAGGCCAUCACAGCUCUUGUACACAAGAGGAAGGACAUGUAGGUUUCUAUUGUUUAAAACUGCUGCAGAAAAUGAGUGAAUGGAAAUGUUAGUUAAGAAGUUCAAACCAAAGCAAUACAAGAAGGACUGGUAAUGAUGCCGGGCACACUGUAACGUUUGUAAAAUCUAGGAAACUAAGUCCUUUGAAAAAGCUAUACAACAAUAGGUUCAAGCUUUAUCUGCUUUCUGCUUGCGAUUUUUACAAAGCCCUGGUUUGCAUUUAUGAGUUAAGUUGUUAUUACUUCAAAAUCUCAGGGAUACUUAGGUUGUUCUCCUAAGUGUUCAGAACUUAAAGUUACAAAGUUAGUUUUACAUUUGUGUGUGUGAACAAACGUAUGACAAAAACAACUUCACUUGGGAGGAUCUGGCACCACAAAAUGUAUGGUUGCCCUCCUUUUCAAGACAAAAUCUGUAUUGUUUGUUUCUUUAAAUGACAACAAGCAACCUUAAAUCUAAUAUGUUACCAAGAAGCAAAAUUAUUCUAAUUAGUUUAGCAUAACUGUCUAAGUAGACAAAUUUUACUGUUGAAAAUAGAAAAUAAGACUCCCACUGACAUUUCUGUCCAUUUAAACAGGAGGCAUUUUCUACUUCAAAACAAAGCCAUAAAUAUUUCUCAACACUAUAAAACACUGAUUCUCAAACUAUGUCAUAUAAAUCUGGCACUCUGUUACAGAGACGUAAUAGAAUGUUGCUUUAAGGUUCUAAAGAUAAGCUCCCUAUACUAAAGGUAGACAUUUAAAAAACAUACUUUUUUAUUGUACUUUUAUUUAGGGCACCGAAACUAACUGAUGUAAUUUUGUGCUUUAGAUUACACGUGCCUGUAUCAAGCAUCCCAGCAAUUUAGGCUCCUCAAAAGGCUAUAAUCUACAAAUUAGAAAACUGAAGAGUAUAAAAAAGCAGCAAACCAAAAAUCAACCAGUUAACCACACAUUUGAGAUGGACAGUGUCAUGACCUACUGCUAAGGAGCAUUUUUUAGGCUCUAAAUUUAAAUUGCAAGUUGCCCCCAAGAAACUUGACAAGUGGCACUUGGCAUUGAGACUUUGCCACAUCAGGUAUACAGUGAAGACCUAACAUUUUGUUUAUCUGGGUUGAAGUUCUUCAGUUCUGUAUUAUUUAUAUAAAAUAAAGUCAAAUUAACUAAUCUAAUAAUCUAAUCUAAUAAUCUCAGUAAACAUUUAGUCUGAGUUUUUUCACAGCUUUGAAAUUAGGAAUGAGUGAUAAGAUUGAAAAAUUUUAACCCACUAUUUUAGGGGAUUUAUUGUGAGGACUCUACAAAGCAUUAGAAAACCAACCCCAAACUGAAUCAUUGGAAAGUUAGACUUGCACAAAUAGUGUUCUAGCAAAUAGACCACACAUGCUAUCAAAAAGGCCUUCUUACCCCACUAAUUGCAUUAAAAAUGCACAAUAUUUGCACAUUUUGAAACAUAAACAUAUGAUUUAGCGAUGCUUCCAAAAGAAAACUGGCAUUUUGCAUAAAGAAAAGUUACCUUAAAACCAAGGCACCUGUAGCACUGUGAUUUAUGCGUACCAUUACACCCCUAAUUAUGACUUGGAUGUUCUGAAUAAUUACCAUUUGGUUGAUUGUCAAUAAUUUCAUAAAGUAAUUGUUUAAAAUUGUUUUAAAAAUUUAAAUGCAGGGCAAAAACAUAUUCAUAUCUUUUAAAGGAAAACACAAGAGACAAUUAUGGCUUUAAAACCUUUAUUAAUGGUAUUUAACAAUGACAAACAUGCAUUAAAGACACUUUCUUUUGUUUUCAUGUUCAGUUCUGUGUCAGCUUAAUAAGUAAAAAAGUAAAAGUGAAGCAAGAGAUUUCGUGUAAAGGAAAUGGCUCUUGACCUGUACCGACAGCACUUUGAGGAUUGUUGCACUUUGGAGGAGAUGAGAUCCUGGGAAUGUAAACGCCUCCGGGGCUCAGAGUAGAUAGGAAGAACAAACGCAACCAAGAGGAUUAAACAGCUCACCCUCGCAUGACAUAAUGUUGGUGAUGCUAUGACAAGGCUGUUCUUUUUUCUUUAAUAUGAAAAUUACCUGUGUGAUGAUGCCAACUGAGCUCACAAGGUGCUAAGUGUAUAAUAUUAAGACACUAGUAGAUAGUAUAUAUUCUCACCAAUAAAGUCCAAAGAAAAUUUG